Messenger RNA from Gracilinanus agilis (Agile Gracile Mouse Opossum), 4679 nucleotides. RefSeq names its product syntaxin binding protein 5 (gene STXBP5). Gene Ontology annotation, biological process: regulation of exocytosis; regulation of protein secretion. The record is from RefSeq and is a predicted model, not a curated record. Lineage: Eukaryota; Metazoa; Chordata; Mammalia; Didelphimorphia; Didelphidae. Gene Ontology annotation, cellular component: cytoplasm; plasma membrane; SNARE complex. The transcript has 27 exons. Gene Ontology annotation, molecular function: syntaxin binding; GTPase activator activity; myosin II binding.
AUGAAGAAAUUCAACAUCAGGAAGGUGCUGGACGGCCUGACAGCCGGCUCUUCUUCGUCGUCGUCCUCACAGCAGCAACUGCAGCAGCAGCAGCAGCAGCAGCUGCCUGGAAGCCGGGAGAACGAAGUGCAGGAGACUCUCCAGUCCGAGCACUUCCAGCUUUGCAAGACUGUUCGACAUGGAUUCCCCUAUCAACCCUCAGCUUUGGCAUUUGAUCCUGUGCAGAAGAUCCUGGCAGUUGGAACUCAGACUGGUGCUUUAAGGCUGUUUGGUCGUCCAGGAGUAGAAUGUUAUUGCCAACAUGACAGUGGUGCUGCAGUAAUACAGCUCCAGUUCCUGAUUAAUGAGGGAGCUCUUGUGAGUGCCUUGGCUGAUGACACCUUACAUUUGUGGAAUUUACGUCAGAAGAGACCUGCCAUAUUGCAUUCACUGAAAUUUAGCAGAGAAAGGAUAACAUUUUGCCAUCUGCCUUUCCAGAGCAAGUGGCUCUAUGUGGGCACAGAAAGAGGUAACAUACAUAUUGUCAAUGUUGAAUCCUUCACACUCUCAGGCUACGUCAUUAUGUGGAAUAAAGCCAUUGAGCUGUCAUCUAAAUCUCACCCAGGACCUGUCGUCCAUAUAAGUGAUAAUCCAAUGGAUGAAGGAAAGCUUUUGAUUGGCUUCGAAUCUGGAACAGUAGCAUUAUGGGACCUCAAAUCAAAGAAAGCAGAUUAUAGGUACACACAUGAUGAGGCUAUCCACUCAGUUGCCUGGCACCAUGAAGGCAAGCAAUUCAUUUGUAGUCAUUCAGAUGGCACUUUGACUAUAUGGAAUGUAAAAUCUCCUACCAAACCUGUACAAACAAUUACUCCACAUGGAAAGCAAUUAAAGGAUGGGAAAAAACCUGAACCAUGCAAACCUAUCCUCAAGGUGGAAUUCAAAACGACUAGAUCUGGGGAACCAUUUAUUAUUCUGUCGGGAGGUUUGUCCUAUGAUACUGUUGGAAGAAGACCUUGUUUAACAGUUAUGCAUGGGAAAAGCACUGCGGUGCUAGAAAUGGACUAUUCAAUUGUUGACUUUCUUACACUUUGUGAAACUCCAUACCCAAAUGAUUUUCAAGAACCAUAUGCUGUGGUUGUCCUUCUGGAAAAAGACUUAGUACUGAUAGACCUUGCACAAAAUGGGUAUCCCAUAUUUGAAAAUCCCUACCCCUUGAGCAUACAUGAAUCUCCUGUUACUUGUUGUGAAUAUUUUGCUGAUUGUCCUGUAGAUGUUAUUCCUGCACUUUAUUCUGUUGGAGCCAGACAGAAACGCCAAGGUUAUAGCAAAAAGGAGUGGCCUAUUAGUGGAGGUAACUGGGGAUUGGGUACUCAGAGUUACCCAGAAAUUAUCAUUACAGGGUAAGAUUCUAAUUUGAAAAAAACGGAAUAUAUGCUUGAAAUAAGACUGUUAUAUGAGAUAAAUGAUGUGGACUCACCUGAGCUUGAACAAGUUCCACCAUUGCCAACACCUGUGGGUGGUUCUAAUCCUCAACCAAUUCCUCCUCAGUCACAUCCAUCAACGAGUAGCAGUUCAUCUGAUGGACUUCGUGAUAAUGUACCAUGUUUAAAGGUUAAAAGCUCUCCUCUCAAGCAGUCUCCAGGGUAUCAGGCAGAGCUAGUUAUUCAGCUUGUGUGGGUAGGUGGAGAACCACCACAACAAAUAACUAGUCUUGCUGUAAAUUCUUCCUAUGGCAUAGUAGUUUUUGGCAAUUGUAAUGGUAUUGCAAUGGUUGACUAUCUCCAGAAAGCUGUGCUUCUCAACCUUGGCACCAUUGAAUUAUAUGGUUCUAAUGAUCCUUAUCGAAGAGAACCCCGAUCACCACGCAAAUCUCGACAACCGUCAGGAGCUGGUCUGUGUGAUAUUAAUGAAGGGACUGUAGUACCAGAGGAUCGUUGCAAGUCACCCACUUCUGGUUCUACGUCGCCAAACAAUUCUGAUGAUGAACAAAAAGUGACUAAUUUUAUAGAAAAGGUGAAGACCAAAAGCAGAAAAUUUUCCAAGAUGGUAGCCAAUGAUAUCGCCAAGAUGUCAAGGAAGUUAAGCUUACCUACAGAGCUGAAGCCUGAUUUAGAUAUAAAAGACAAUUCCUUCAGUCGGUCACGGAGCUCAAGUGUAACCAGUAUUGACAAAGAAUCUCGAGAAGCAAUUUCAGCUCUUCAUUUCUGUGAAACUUAUACACGAAAGACUGAUUCUUCACCUUCCCCAUGUUUAUGGGUUGGGACUACUUUAGGUACAGUGCUUGUCAUUGCAUUGAACAUUCCUCCAGGUGGAGAACAGAGACUCCUUCAGCCAGUAAUUGUAUCUCCAAGUGGUACCAUAUUGAGAUUAAAAGGGGGAAUCCUAAGAAUGGCAUUUCUAGAUAAUACAGGAUGUUUAGUGCCACCAGCAUAUGAACCCUGGAGAGAAUACAAUGUCUCUGAAGAAAAAGAUGAAAAGGAUAAGUUGAAAAAACGGCGACCUGUCUCUGUAUCUCCCUCUUCCUCUCAGGAAAUCAGUGAAAACCAAUAUGCAGUGAUUUGUUCUGAGAAGCAAGCAAAAGUGAUUUCACUGCCAACCCAGAACUGUGCUUAUAAGCAAAAUAUAACAGAGACCUCAUUUGUUCUUCGUGGAGAUAUAGUGGCAUUGAGCAAUAGUAUUUGCCUUGCAUGUUUCUGUGCGAAUGGACAUAUUAUGACAUUCAGUUUGCCAAGUUUAAGACCAUUGUUGGAUGUGUAUUACCUGCCACUUACCAACAUGAGGAUAGCAAGAACAUUCUGCUUCACCAACAAUGGACAAGCAUUAUAUCUUGUCUCACCUACAGAAAUUCAGAGACUCACCUACAGUCAAGAAACUUGUGAAAAUCUACAGGAAAUGUUAGGUGAACUCUUCACUCCUGUAGAAACACCUGAAGCACCAAACAGGGGAUUUUUUAAAGGCUUGUUUGGAGGUGGUGCACAGUCCCUUGACAGAGAAGAACUCUUUGGAGAAUCGGCAUCUGGAAAAGCCUCCAGGAGUCUUGCUCAACAUAUCCCUGGUCCUGGUGGUAUUGAAGGUGUUAAAGGAGCAGCAUCUGGAGUAGUUGGUGAAUUGGCUCGAGCCAGGUUAGCCCUGGAUGAAAGAGGACAGAAACUUGGUGAUCUUGAAGAAAGGACAGCUGCAAUGCUCUCAAGUGCAGAUUCAUUCUCUAAACAUGCUCAUGAGAUGAUGUUGAAGUACAAAGAUAAAAAGUGGUACCAAUUUUGAAAGCCAGAAUCCAGUAAUAUCCAACCUUGUCUGGAAGAGGGGAAGAUCUCUUUUUUCUUUCCAUUAAUUUCUUUUAAGACAGAAUUGAAGGAGAAUUCAUCACUGGAUACUGUUCUUUCCUAGCACAAUCAUGCACUGUUUUACCUCAGUCAUGUGGCUUUAACUGAGGAGUAUUGUAUUUAAAAUGCACAUACAUACAACUGGAGUAUUCAUGUGUGUCCCAGCCAUGAAUUAACAGCUUGAGAAUUGAACAGGUCGCAAAGGACACAUGAAGAGGAAAAGAGAAAAUUGGCACAAAAUGGCAAUGGCAGUCAUGUAUCAGUCCUUUACUAAAAUUUCACAUGCCUAGAGGUUUUGUGCUACUGUAUCAGCCAUCACUGCUGAGUUUCUUUUGAGGAGAGGCAGUAAAUCAGGGAUUCUGGAACUAGAACAGUCAUAUUUGCAUCAUUGAACUGAACUAUUAACAACUGUCAUGAACUUCCCCUUUCCUCAAGUGGAUUGGUCAUCAUUAUCAUUAGUGCAGAAGAAUUAAACUACUACCAUCUGGUGAGACAAAAUUAAAGUAUUGGCUAUUGAUAAUGAAAACAAACAUAGUUUACCUGUGGAUGGGCUAUUCUUGGAUCUUUGUUGUUGUAUUCCUGUAUUCGAGUCCAUAUUCUGUCAAGUACAAAACAAGGAGAUAAAUGACUUUUCAUUGAAAAGUGAAGAGAACAUGAAUGAACUGCUCAUAUUUCUGGAAAUUUCUAUGUAAAAUGGCUAUGCAGUGUGAAAAGUGAAAAACCUCCAUUGUGGUGAGGAGAAUACUUCAAUGUCUGUUGUUUUUGUUCUCAUUAACUCAGCUAACGGUAGUUUUGACCAAAAAAAGUUAAUUGGUUAAAUUUGUAAAAUGUUAAAAUUGGCUAAGGUUUUAAUUUAUGCUUGAAUUUUUUAUAAAAUGUUUAACCAAAUGUACCUUUGCAUCUAUUUAAUUAAAAUUGCUAACAUGGUUUCAUUAUUUCAGUAAAAUGUGCAGCUCCAUAAUUAGCAGGGGGCCCUUUAUUUGCUACCAGUACACUCAGGUGAUGAGCCAGUUAAAACUUACUGCACAUAUUAUCACAAUGAAAAUACCAAGCAUCUAGUGUCAAUAAUUAACUAUAUAUGAAUCUAUCUGAUGACCUAUUUUCUGUAGAAUUAAUAUAUUAUAAAUCUGUACAUGUCCUUUCAAAAAUUUAAUGAGCCAAAAGAGAAGAAAAUGUACAUUUUGGUAACUAAAUUAUUAUUUCCAGUACUAGAGUCUCAUACCAAAUAAGACCUGUAAUGAAAAAUUAAGUACUGAUUUCCCAGUAUAGCAUUAGGACUAGAAAGAAUUAACUGAUUAAACUUGGAAGCAAUCUCACAUUAUUAAUAUAAACUUAAUAUUGCGAGAUUCUCAACUGCUCAGUUAAAGAAGUACAUAA